AUGGGAAUAUUUAACGAACAUUCUUAUAAUAAUCCAUUUGCCCGAGGAAUUCAAGGUGCUCAAGGAGUUGGAUUUAAUCUCACCUCAGAUGGAAAUUAUGAUAUGGUUGGUAAGAAACUUACAAAUGUUGGUGAUGGGGUGAGUCCAAGUGACGCUGUUACGCGCAAACAAUUGGACAGCUCUGGGUUUGGUGAUAUAACAGCUGAUAUUGAUUUGAAAAAGUCUUACAAUAUUCAGAACAGCAAAAAGAGAACAUUUAAUCAACUCAGCAGAUACUGAAUCAUUAGUUAGUUACGAAGAAGUAAAAGAAAACUUUAAACGAAGCAGAGGCAAUGAAAACAUAUUUGGAUAUGGGAGACAACUUCAUUUACAAUGACUCCAACUUUAAACGACCAAGCAUCAAAUAAAUUCUAUGUUGAUAGAACAGCAACAAAUACAAUAUGCGCUGCAGCAAUGAUUCAUGCAACAAAAGCAGAACUUGCUGAUUAUCUCAAGAAAGAUGGGACUACCCCAAUGACUGGAAAUCUGGACAUGGACGACAAACAAAUACUAAAUCUGCCAGCUCCAACGGGUCCCAAACAACCAACACCAUUGAAAUUUACUGAUUUAAAAUAUCUCCACGUUGCUGGAACAAAUAAAAUGACUAAUAAUCUAAACAUGGACAAUAAAAGUAUAAUUCAUUUAAGGUCACCAAUAGACCCCUCAGACGCCGCAACCAAAAAGUAUGUGGAUGACAACACAACUGCCCCAGAUCUCAGUCCUUAUCUAAAAAAAGAUGGAAGUGUCCCAAUGACUGGAGAUUUUAAUGUUGGCGGUCAU
This is a messenger RNA of Porites evermanni, 819 nucleotides long. The record is from the annotation of a GenBank genome assembly. Lineage: Eukaryota; Metazoa; Cnidaria; Anthozoa; Scleractinia; Poritidae.